AAACAAUAAACGCGGUCACGCUGGUCAGUGCGCUCCGUAACACGCGGAGUUUGAAACAUUGCACUCAACAGCAUCACGCGUGUGCUCAGCUGCAGUGCUUGUUUUUCUCCCCCCCCCAAUUUCUUGCUCUAACUUGCUGUCGGCGUCUACCACCUCCCGAAAUCAUACAUCAUGCCCUAUAGAGUCGAAUACGCGUCCUCCAACCGUGCCAAGUGCAAAGGCCAGAAACCAUGCAAAGGGACCCCGAUUCUGAAAGGAUCGCUGAGAUUUGGCACUAUUGUCGAUGUGGGCGGUAACACAUCGUUCGCAUGGCGUCAUUGGGGCUGUCUCACCGCCAAGGUCCUCGAAAACGUCAAGAAGGAACACGAGGAGGCCUCGGAGCUCGAUGGUUUCGAAGAUUUGAAUGAGGAGGACCAGGAGCGCGUCACCAAGGCGUGGGAGGACGGGCAUGUGGCUGAUGAGGACAUUCCCGAAAGUGCGCGGAAGGACGGGGAGGGUGAGGAGGGCGAGGAGAAGCCCAAGAAGAAGGCCGCGCCGAAGAAAAAGAAGGCUGCUGACGAGGAGGAGGAUGACGAGGAGGAGGAGGAGGAGAAACCCAAGAAGAAGAGAGCCGCUCCCAAAAAGAAGAAAGCUGAGGACGAAGGAGAGGAGGAGGUGGCGGAGAAACCGAAGAAGAAGAGGGCUGCUCCCAAGAAGAAGGCCGAUGACGAGGAGAAGCCCGCUGAGGAGGAUGAAGAGCCCAAGCCAAAGAAGAAGGCAGCGCCGAGGAAAAAGAAAACCGAGGGCGAUGAGGAGCCCGAGCCCAAGGCAAAGAAAGCGUCGGCUAAGAAAGCAGCUCCCAAGAAGAAAAAGAAUGAGUCCGAGUCGGAGGGUGAAGAUUUCACGAAUGAAAUGAACGAUGUCAAAGCCGGUUCCGAUGAGGAGAUCUCUGAGGAGGAGAAACCCAAAAAGAAAGCGCCCGCUAAGAAAGCGGCGGCAGCGCCCAAGAAACGGGCCACCAAGAAGAAGGUCAGAUUCUCUCUUAUUGCGUGUACAAUAUCUACUGACCAAUUCUACCUAUGUAGGCCGAGUCUGACGAAGAACCG
Molecule: messenger RNA, 1085 nt
Organism: Mycena citricolor
Lineage: Eukaryota; Fungi; Basidiomycota; Agaricomycetes; Agaricales; Mycenaceae
Source: the annotation of a GenBank genome assembly